UUACAUUCCGAAACCCCCACUGGAGGUCAUCCGAUGAUCUAAAAGCUACCGAACCUGGCUGAGCCUUACUGAUUUUACUCACAACUUUACUUUGACUUCACUACUAUCAUAUAUCGAUUCGAGCGCAGCUGGCCCAUCUUUACAACGGUAACGAGCUAUGUGCCCCAUCACAAUCGGGCUACGUCCCGAGACGUAGCCGCUGGGACUGACCUACCGGUCUCUCGAAUAUAGCUAUCUCCAGAUUCCCGCCGAGUUGUAACUCGACCACGGCCAACUCAUUCGAGUUUGCAGCCACCAGCUGAGGCUCAUGUCGGGUCUCAAAAGCUUGCCCUCUGGAAAACGACUCCGCAUAACACAUCAAGCCAACGAAGACGACAAUCCACGCAGAAACAGGCAGCACAUCAACUCCAUUUUUUAUAUAUGUAUACCAAGUCGGAUGCCUCACGCGUGCGCGCCGCAAGACGAUCGAUCUGACGCGAUGGGACUCGAAGACGCCGGCAGGCCCGUAAUCCACGUGCUAAAGAGGGAUGAGCACAACGCUGAGAGUGCACACAGUACCGUGGCUGAAGAUGAUGAUUACGGGUCUGUAUUCUUGCUAGUCCCAACAUAUAUUAUUCCCCGCUACCAUCACCCGCGCUGUUACCUUUCCUGCCGCUCGUUCCGCACACAACUGAUCGCGCGGCUGGAGAAACUCUUCGUGCAGGCUCCCUUGCACUUCUUCCCCUCUUUGACGACAUGGGCGGGUGGGGUGGACAGGACAGCUUGUCAGAUGUCGAUGAUGCAGGCCUUGAGAGUAAAGGUAAUGCAGGGGAGUCUCAUACUGGGGCCCGGAUGAAGGUGAUCCCGCCGGUGAGAUGGAAGAAGGACCUCAAGCAAAUCAUAACACAUCUAUUUUUGUUGUCGCUCACCCCGCCUCAGACUUCAAGAUUCGACUUAGGCUCGUCGCACUAUCCCAAUAGG
Suillus paluster is the source of this 960-nucleotide messenger RNA. RefSeq lists its product as uncharacterized. Lineage: Eukaryota; Fungi; Basidiomycota; Agaricomycetes; Boletales; Suillaceae. Bases 308 to 835 code for a protein of 175 amino acids. The record is from RefSeq and is a predicted model, not a curated record. The transcript is spliced from 2 exons.